AUGGGACAUAUGUGUGCGUGUCUGCCGGCCUUCUGCUUGGCUGUGCCACACGCAGACACCUCGCGUCUCAUUGAGCUCUUGUGCAACGAGAUCGCCUCCACUAACACAGUCACAACUGACCUUCGCAAACGCAACCUCACCACCAAGGAGAGCACUCUAAAUCCACCACCUAGUCGCAGUCUCGCGGCUCCAGUAAGCUUCAUUCGUGUCCGACACUCCAGCAUCCCUCGGCCGGACCAGCCCGGGGGUGGCGGUCUGCGAAGGGGUUCGUUGCUAGCGGACGCAAGCUCGAUCGAGGAUGACGCUAUUGCGGAAAAGGAGACUACAAGAAGCGAGGAUGACGGUGACGUAAAGUCAGGCGACUUGCCGUCUGACGACGGCACUGCGGAUUCAUCUUCGGACGAGAGCACGUUUUUGGAUAGGCCGAGAGGGUCUUCCUCUAAGUCGGGCGAAAGUAAGCUCCCUCAAAACGAUUUUCAGCCACUUUCUCACGAGGAGACAACUGCUCUGGUAGCAAAGUUGAUCAAGUCGAGUGAUGCAAAAACAAUCGAGCCCCUACGCAACGUAAUUCCUCGCGACGUUGUCAAUUGUGUUCGAAGAAUGCUGGAAACGGAGUGUGCGUAA
Molecule: messenger RNA, 624 nt
Organism: Mesocestoides corti
Lineage: Eukaryota; Metazoa; Platyhelminthes; Cestoda; Cyclophyllidea; Mesocestoididae
Source: the annotation of a GenBank genome assembly